AUGGCUGGCCCCAUUGAGAGGCUUCAGACGGAUAGUGGGACCAUCUCGCCUACUCGGGCGUUUAUCACAGGUCUCCUACCCUUUUUACUUCGGUGGUGGUUCAUAACAAUCCCCGGCUUGAUCGUUGUGCGCGCGCUAUACAGGAGAUAUGCUUCACCAUUGCGAAAAUACCCUGGCCCAUGGCUGGCCUCGAUGACGAGGCUAUGGAAGGUGACCUCAACCGCCUCUACUCACACUCACCUCGAGCAUAUCGAGCUGCACAAGAAGUAUGGACCCAUCGUGCGAAUUGCACCAAACGAGGUUUCCGUGUCGUCUCCCGAGGCUGCGCGCACGCUCCUGUCAGCAGGAAAGCGUUUCUACAAGACCAAGUUCUACGGUGUCUUCCCGCCGCCGGAGAACCCAGACAUUUUCACCGAGUAUCGCGAAGAUGUCCACGCGCAGAAGAAGAAGGUCGCCAACGUGCCCUACAGUAUGGCAGCAAUGCAGCAGCUCAGCCCCUUCAUCGACGAUACAAUCGAGGUGCUGAUGCAGAAAUUGGACUUGGCCGCGGGACCCGCCGGAGAAAAGACCAAGGACCUCUCCAACGGCCCAAUCGUCGAUCUCGGUAACUGGCUCCACUGGUUCGCCUUCGACGUCCUGGGCGAGGUGGCCUUCAGCCGGAGCUUUGGAUUCCUGGAGCAGGGCCGAGACGUGGACGGCGCGAUCCGCACUAUCGAUGAUAUGCAGCGGUACAAUGGCAUCGUGGGGCAGGUGCCAUUCAUGGACCACUUCCUAAGGAGGAAUCCGCUGCGGAGCCUGAUUCCGGGGCUGACGACCAAGGACGCACUCAUCACUCGCAUGGCGCUGGAGGAGCUCGAACGGAGGAAACCUUUCGAUAAGGAGAGCGAGGGCAAGUGGAGGGGAGGUGAUGGGCGGCAGGAUCUGCUGGCCAGUCUGAUCAAGGGUCAUCUCAAGGACCCGGAGCGAUUUGGGGAGGGUGAUGUCUUUGCUGUCGCUCAUGGUGCGAUCUUCGCCGGUUCCGACUCUACCGCCUCAACCAUGCAGUCCUUCUUCUGGCAGAUCCUCUCCGAUCAGCGCGUCUACGCCCGCAUCCAAGAGGAGAUAAAGACGGCAGUCGCCGACGGCACCAUCCCGGCCACAGGCAAUGUCUCGUGGAACGAGGCCCAGAACCUUCCAUACUUCCAGGCGUGCAUGAAGGAGGCGAUGCGCGUGCGCCCGGCCGUCGGGCUCAACAUCGCGCGCCUUGUGCCCCCCGAGGGCGCCGAGGUGGACGGCCAGUCCUUCCCCGGCGGGGUGACCAUCGCCGUGAACGGGUGGGUCCUGCACCGUGACAGGUCCACUUUCGGUGAAGACGCGGAUGUCUACCGACCGGAGCGCUGGCUGGGCGACCCUGAGGAGGCGAAGAGGAUGGAGAGGUACAUGUUCCAGUUCGGUGGCGGUAGCCAUGUCUGCAUCGGCCGCAACCUUGCCCUGCUCGAGAUCAACAAGGUCUGCCCUCGGCUUCUGCGGGACUACCACUUUGAGCUCGUUAACCCAGGAAGGGAGUUGGAAGCUCACGCCACCUUUUUCGUUGUACAAGAGGGGUUGGAGGUGUUCAUUUCGAAGAAAUAG
Messenger RNA from Diaporthe citri, 1611 nucleotides. RefSeq lists its product as uncharacterized. Bases 1 to 1611 code for a protein of 536 amino acids. The record is from RefSeq and is a predicted model, not a curated record. The transcript has 3 exons. Lineage: Eukaryota; Fungi; Ascomycota; Sordariomycetes; Diaporthales; Diaporthaceae. Gene Ontology annotation, molecular function: heme binding; oxidoreductase activity, acting on paired donors, with incorporation or reduction of molecular oxygen; iron ion binding.